AGUAUAUGAUAAGCACUCGUAGUAGAAAUUAAGUAUGUAGGAUAUUCGCUUCUUGCUAACGUGCGUAAAGUUAUGAAUUAUCUGUAACCCUGAGCGCGACACCGAAAUCCUGGACAGAAAAGUCAAUAAGAUGCAAUGUCUGUGCGGAUCCUAAGUUUGCGUCGCUGUAACAAUCGAAUUGUUUAUUGGUAAAGACGAGCGCGUCUGAUCCUGUAACUCUUCUGUUUUUCCGAAUAGAAGCGUUUUAGUUAGGGCGUCCCGUUACAAGAUGGCGAAUCGGUUUCGAUGCUCGUAAAGACGCAAUUUUUUCCAAAUCCAAAUCAAAUACGUAUUUGCAGAUAGUUUUAUCUUUAAACAAGCACUCGAUUGCAAUACUUAUACUACCCAAGUGUUAAAUAUUCUAAUUGUUAUGUUUGAAUAUCCUGACACAUGGGCCUGAAGUGCCCACGAUCUACAUUUCAAUAACUAAUAAUAAGUUUUCAAAAUCAGAAUUGGCCAUUAUGAAAAAUCAAUUUUGAGCAGUAAUUAAUAAGUUGCUUAUUUUUUUGAAUUGAGUUGAACUAACUAGCAAGUUGCCAAAUUAUUCAAUGAUAAGAUGUUGCUUCAAAUUGCCUUUCAAAGACUUCGUCUGUAAAUUCGUUAGGCCUCAUUGAUUUGAGCUAUGUGCGUGAGAUCGGGCUUUACCAUGGGUACAUUCUGAUUUGAAAAAAAAUGUUCUCGAACUCUGUCGACAAAUCGAUGAAUUGAAAUCGAUGCCGCGAAGAAAUUUGAUUUGGAUUUUACUGGGUCGCGUCGCGUCGAUUUCGCGUUUUUGAGAGAAGCCAAGGCGAAAGAUUCGGUCGGUUUAACGGGUCGAAAAUUCUGUGCGCACAUGUGCGCGCGGUCAAAGCGACGGAGAAACAGGGGAUAAUGGCAGUAUAAUGUAUAGGUGAGACGGGAAUACGUCCGCGGGAGCGGAAGUCGAGCGCACACAAUCAGGAUCGGAAGUAAUUCCGGUGACCGAACACACUGGGAUGGCAUUGUUAGCCGAUCCGCUGAAUAAUAAUUGGCGUUCGGUGCAUUUACAUGGUCACGAUCGUGGAGCGUCAAUAUCUUUCCGGAUGGAAUGGAAACGUCACCCGGUGGCUUUGCUCCGUGAUAUAGCGUUCGUUCAGUAUUUGCCGUGGAUCUAUGCCCGUGACUUCGUCGUCGCUCUCCGCGUACGUAUUAACAGUAAAUCGAGCCGAAUCCUUUUGUUUCUCUGCUCGUGACAGAGACUCGGCGCGCUUCGUUCGUCCCGCGAGAUCCAGAAUCCGAUCCAGUUGACCCGGCUACACAAGUUCCUCCCUCCUUUUAAUUGCUCGUUAGAUCGUGCAGCAAAUCCAUCGGAACGUUUCGCCGUGAAAAGAGAGGAUCGCGUGUUAAAAAAAAGAAAAAAAAAUAGAGACCGGAAACGUAACGAUCGUCGGCGUGCAGCUACGGGCGAGCCUGACGGAGACGUAUGCACGGAAUUCGUCGAGAAAGCGGGGAAUGUGCAUUCCCGAGGCAUGCCUCGAACCGUUCCGAACCAGUUCCGGUUGUUCGAGGACAGAGCCGAGAGCGGAGGCUGCGUGAUUUAACGAACGUUUCAUAUUAAGCCUCGGGAAAAUCGAUCCCCGGUUUAUCGCGUGUCCCAACGAUCCUCGCUGGUCCGGCGAAAUCAAAUUCUACGGGCACGUUCACGCUCGAACGGGCAUCGGCUUUCCCAAACGUUUCUGCGUCUCCGGUUCUAGAACCGACUAGCAUUGAUUUCGCCGGAUUAUACGCGCGGCCCGAGUCGCGGCCACCGGCGGUUCGUUUAUCCGCGCGUGAUCCUUGCUUUCCCGGAGGAGGAUGGGCUGCUCACCUAGCGGACCUUCGUGCGCGAAGGGCGGCACACGAUUAAUGGCCACGAAGCUCGCUUUCACCAAGGGUCAGCUGCAUAACCUGAACGCAUAUUUCCGCGGACUGGUCGAGGAGCCUCAAAACGAUUCCUCGGACGCCACCGCGAUCGAAGCUAUCGUCGAGAGAUUGGUUCAACGUUUGAUGCUGGCCGCCGGCAAUCUUGACCGGAGAUUCUCGUCCGUGUUCCUCGUUUCGCUGAACGAGCCUCGGAGGAUGAAGCGGCUCAAGUUCGAAUACCUGCUGCGAAUAGACGCGCUGUCUACGCCGACCGCGAGCCCCGAGCUGGAGAUCUCUGGGGUCAGCGUCGAAGAGGAUGCGGCGGCCGGUCUGCCGGGCUUCAUUCGGUUGAAGAUCCUCGGGCCUGGAGCAAAGCUCUGGCGAGAGUUCACGGACGCUGCCGGGAGAUUGAGGAGGGAUCUCGUGAAAGCGAAAUUAGCAAAUUUGUUGGCCGCCGCCAUCAAACGAGACAACGCCGAUUCGGCGAAGAUUUGCGGAUCACCGGGACGAGUGGUGGACGCCGAGGUGCUCGACAAAAUAUUGAAGCAGCCGAACCGCUGUCGGAUAUUUUACGGGCCAGCCGUACCGGAUGGACCGGUGCCGGAGCCGAGGGAUCAUCGAGUGGCGCUGAUAGAGGACUCCGGAGGUAUACUGUUCAGGAUAGCGUUGGACGAGUGCAAGUCUCGCGAGGUGGAGGUCCGGUUGCUAAUCGGCAUAGGGCUGUCCUCUUGGCCCAGUUCCGCCGACUAUCCCCGGAGAGUGCCCCUCUAUCACUGCGACGCUCUUCUUCAUUACACCGCCGCGCAAAGCGGCAUGUACGCCGUGGCCAUUGGACCGUACCCCGGCGCGCGCUGCGAAGACCGAGCAACUCUCUGGGGAAUACGUGUUCCAGCAGCGGAGAAAAUUAUGAGUCAACACUACGCCGCCGACAGUGUACCCGGCUUGACGGAGUCGGUGCUCAUAGAAAUCUUGCACCAGCUGCGCGAGGGACUCCCAUUCAAUCCUACAAAGUCGAAGGCCAGGAAGGGAGAUCGUGGCCCGCAGGACCGGCUGAGAGUGGUCUCGAGGCAGAUCAUGAGGACGAUGCAUCGCUGGUCUCUGGAACGGGCCGGGCCGGAUCCGUUGACUAGCUGGGCUCCCGAUACCCUCGCGCGGCACGUUCUACUGGCGCUAGACGAGAUAGUCACCGCUUUGAAAUGCCAGAACCUGAGGUGUUAUUUCCUACCGCGGUGCAACGCGAUGCUACAAUGCGCGCGAGGUGGCAUUGUGCAUCACGAGGACUUCUACGCUUCCGACUGUCGACUGUUGGAAACAUACCUGGGGACGCUACACCAUCGUUCUCUAUCUCCGGGUCAAGCCGUGCCUAGACCACUGGAGGCUAUGGAGACGGAGUUGAUCGUCAGGUGGCGAGACAUCGUGUUUUCCUUGCCGAGGGGCACACCGGACGCAGACUACGGCUACAGCUCCAGACAAUUGGAAUACCUCGGCUUGAUCUUGGAGCAGGUGCUGCAGGCUAGAGACUUCACCGCGCAGGACUUCUCCGAUAACUCUUCGUACCUGAACUUCCCCGAGUGCGGCUUUCACACGAGCGAGCGAGUGGAGAGCCUCGUGUUCCUGCUGAAGCUGGUGCUCACGCAGGCCAAGGAUCAGAUUCGCGCGAUGACCAAUCGACGAGCGAGGCGGCGAGAACGCCCCGGAGACUCGAAGAAGGGGAGGCACUGCAACACGAGCAGCCAGUUCGAUCGAUCCGUCGGUCUCUUGAUCGACGAGGUUAGAGCCGACAGAGAGACCGCCAACGCGGACCUGGACUCUCGUCCGGUGAUGGCGAAGACGCUGCUACAGUGGCUGUACUUCGGCAUGGACUACGACCCGAAGUACUUGGAGCCGGUGUUGCGGCCAUAUCUGAGCACCCUCUUCUACAGUCUCCACGAGAACUGCUGGUACGCGUCGAGCUGGAGAAGCAAGCAGGAGGCUUACAACACCGAGAUGCGUUCCCUGUCCGCGUUCUGCGAGUCCGUCCUGUCCCAGGAAAUCACCCCCGCUCUAGGAAUCGUGGAAUUCUUGUCGAAGGGGUGGCGCUGGGCGGAGAGCAUGACAAAGAUGAUCGAACGUUCCGGGAACUCUUUGAGGCUGAUCCUGCUGGCCGGGGACAAGGAGCUGAGGUACAACCUGACGUUCGCCGAGAACAAGGGGCCGAGCGCGUUCUCCACGUGGAGCAAGGCCAGGAGCGUGAACACGAUCGCCAGGAGAAAAAGGACGAGCUUCCAAGCCAGCGAGAUUCUCGAUUCCCUGUCGGAGUACCGGGUCGCCCGCUGCGAGACCAAGGGUGUUGCAGGCCACGCGGAGCUGAGGGACGCCAGCCCUUUGACGUACGUCGCGUCAAUGAGCAGGCAGCGGGCUCGACACCGUGGGCCGGGCGACUUGGUCCUGGCCAUGGUCUCCCUCGGCAAGUUCAGGAUUUUGCAGGAGGUGGCGGCGCAUCUGCCUCGGGACCAGCGGCUGACCAUGCUGGAGAUGUUGCAACGGGCGUCGAGGGAGUCCGCUCGUUCGAGGAGGAGCGCCCCGAGCAGUUCGGACGCGACCGGAUCGCCGAGACAAAUCUACAGAGCCAGGCCUGAAUCGGAUCUCGUGGAUUCGUCGCUUCGAUUAUCGCCCGGCAUCCGCGAACGGCGCAUCAUCCUCGAGCACCAGAGGCAGCUCGAGAGGGAGAUGCAAGAGAUGCACGACACCCUGCGACGGAACGCCCUGACGAGACACCGUGGUUCCGGCUGGGACUCGAACUCGGUUUCGUCAUGGAGUUCCUCGAUCGAUUCGUUCGCCGGCACGAUUACGCUCCGGAGAUACCGGCCGCCUAUAUGGGACGCGCUCAAAGGAGGCUCGGCCGCGCGUACAGCCGGCCAGCAGCUCGAUCGCGGCGCCGCGACGAAUAAAUCCGAGGAGAUGAUCAGCCGGGAGGAGUCGCCGACCUGGAACGCGCCGAAUGCCCGACGGCUGCGAGACGAAUCCAGGAACGGAGACGAAUUGCCGUCUUGGGACGCGCUCGAGGCGACGCUGAAUAGGAGGCUGUGUAAUUACGGCAACGCCCUCGCGGAGACCUCGCGGGCGGACGCCGAGCGUAUCGGAGGACGCGGGACCGAUUGUUUCACCCGAACACUGGAGCCCCCGGAUAAAUGAAGGCGUCUACGGCACCGUUCGCCUAACCCAGAGCCUCUCGACGACCGGAUGCCACGAGGACGCGGACGCUAUCCUCUCUCUCUUUCUUUCUUGCUAGACAGUUAGCAACUGCGAAAACAACUUAUUUCUCGCGAGUGUACCGGCUCUGGUUUUCACCAGAUAUCACCAUCUCGAUCUUCCUCGGUGUUGUUACACGUAGCGAAGGAUAAAGCGGCCCGCUCUCCGGGGAGGCGAGAAUGAGCGACAACGGGGCGCGCCGCUAACGAACACCGGCCAGGAUCGUUUUCUACGCCGCUGUGAAAUUGAGCCGGGAGUAGAAUAGAAUAGGAGAGGCUCGCGUGGCCGUCGGGAGGGGCUGAAACACGGACGAGGUGGAACGAGGAUUUUCCCAGCCGCUGGAAUUUCUUCGUCGCUUGAUCCCGUUCGGCGGCGGCACGGAACGGGAUCGGUACCGGAUCGGUUCCGACCUCGGCUAACACCGGCGCGGUCUCGGCCGGAAACGGUCUUGGUCGCGAACACGCCGGCCAAAAGGGGCCGAUAAAGCGGGGCCGGCGAAGUUUGGUCGAACGAGAGGAGUUUACGGGGCCGAGGCGGUUCCGGAGCGCCGCGACCUCGGCCGGAGGAGCCCCGUUCGCCGAUAGGGAGAUGCCCGUGGAUCCAAUUACGCGGCCGUCUUCGAGGACACCGGCUUGAGUGGGCCGGCUAAUUGCCCACGGAUCAGCUCCGAAGACAUGCGAAGCGCGCAGCCCGGGUCCCGCGUCGGUCCCGCGCCCCUGUCCCAAGCGACGAGUCGACUCCUGGUCUAUCUGCGACCUUGUUCGAGGCUGUCCCCGGCAUCCCGGACCGAGGUUAUACCGCUCGUGGAACGAGUCUAAGCCAGCGCGAUCAAUCGCCAGCCGAAUCUGGAAGUUGUCCCGAACGCCGGCGAACCGGCCAGGAUCGAUGAGCCCGAAUUAGCUCCACCUGGGAUCAGCACGGAAUUGCAGUAACGGCGCGUUGCGGUCGCCGGAGAGCCACGAAUCUUCGUUCCGGUGAUAUGCGAAGCU
Messenger RNA from Megalopta genalis, 6119 nucleotides. RefSeq lists its product as uncharacterized. The record is from RefSeq and is a predicted model, not a curated record. NCBI's taxonomy places the organism in Eukaryota, Metazoa, Arthropoda, Insecta, Hymenoptera, Halictidae.